AGUAUCAUUUUGAUAUUGCACAAAGUACAAAACUGACAAAAUUUGCUUAGUUGGAGAGCGGUGGUUGUUUGGCGAGGGUUAAAGAUGUUCUAGUUCUACUGUUCGACCGAAACGCAAAACAAACAAUAACGAUUGUUCGUGAAUCGUGAUAUUUCUAGGAACCACAAACUUCUCUCUGUUUUGCCUCAUCAAAAAUUCAAAACCUUAUCUCUCUAUUCGCUCAACCUUGAAUCUCUGCUCGUUUCACAUUUCUCUUAUUUCCAGCCCUGGCUAACGGUUAAAUGGGUGAUAGAGAAGAAAUGGUUGAGAUAAAUAUGACAUCCUCUGUCGAGUUGAGCUCAUCUCUGCUAGAACAACUAGAGGAGGCAUUAAUUGAGCUGGAAACUCAUAACGCUGCUUUCAGUACUCAGGUUCCAUGGAAUGAUGCACAUUUCCGUAACUUGGAGUCAAGGACGAAGAAGACAUUUGAAGAACUUGAAGCCAAAGAGAAGGAUUUCACAGCUAGGGAAUCUCACUAUCACAUGCUUUUUGCUGAGAAAGAGGCAGAAGUUGUGGCUAAGGAGCAAGAUUUGUUAGAUCAGGUACAGGAACUAAAAGAUGCUGCUGUGGCUGCCAUCACUAAAGCUAGGGAAAACCAUAAGGUAAGCAGCUUUGUUGAUGAUGAAAAUGCAUCAAUUGACACCCAAGAACGGAAACCUCCUCAUAAAAUGGGGGGAAAUGUUGAAGGUGUUGCUGCCAAGGUUAAUCCUUGUGCAGAGCUGACUCAAUUUUGUGAGCAGAUGGAUUCCAUAGGACUUUUGAAAUUUGUUAUGGAGAACCUAGAAAACCUUUCCUCUCUUUGGAAGGAACAGCUGUCAGUCGCACUCGGUAUUGCGACUGAGCCAGCAUGUUUGGUGCUUGAUGCACUGGCGGGAUUUUCCCCUCCCAAAGAAAUGACCCAAGAAGUGGAUCUUAGAGAUGCUGCCCUUCAUGGCAUGCGUCAGUCUUGUCUAAUCCUUAUGGAAGCCUUGUCUGCCUUUCUGUCUAAGGCUGACUGUGACACUGAUAGCUUUCUUAACCCUGAAACCCAGCAGCAGGCGAAAGUUAUUGCCAAUGUGUGGAAACUUAAAUUGGCUGGGGAAAGCAUUAAUGCUGCCAAUGAAAAUUCAUUGGAAGCAGAGGGGUUUUUGCACUGCAAGUAUGUUCUUGCAGUUGCUCAUCACAGGCAGGCAACUGAGCUCUGCCGCUAUCUUGGUUUGACACAAAAGAUACCAGGUUUGGUUGAUACGCUGAUAAGUAAUGGGAGGCAAAUUGAUGCAGUACAUUUUAUUCAUGCUUUCAAGCUCUCUGAGGCUUUCCCUCCUGUUCCUCUUUUGAGAGCAUAUUUGAAAGAGCUUAGGAGAAACUCACAAGGAAAUGGCAGUGCUGCCUUACAGAAUGACUACAAUGCUCGAGAACUUGAAGCAUUGAGGGCAGUCAUUGCGUGUGUGGAACAAUAUAAACUUGAAGCUGACUACCCUCUUGAUCCACUCCAUAAAAGGGUUGCUCAGCUAGACAAAUCUGUCAGAGGUGAUACUAAGAGGACAGCUGAAACCGGUUAUCACCAACAUCAUAAAAAGCCGAAAGGUGAUAGAGGAUUCCAAGGCCAACGAGCUCGGGGCUUUGGUCGUGGGAGACAUGGCCCACCACCAAGGGCAUCAUAUACGGGAGUAACUGGACGACCAGAGAGGUACAAUCCUGCUUUCCCAACUCCUCAUAGCUUUACCGUUACUGCUCAACUUCCUUAUGCUGCUCAAGCCACUGAUCAAAGAUUAUAUUAUCCGCAAGAUACCAGGCCCAGAGGCCCGUAUUCUCCUGCUGCCCCUAGCUAUGGCUCUAAUAUGCAACCAUCACACCAGCCAUAUGCCUAAGAUUCAAAUGGCAUUAGAUCCAACUUAGUCUAGCUUUAAUUGAUUAUCAAAGGAUUUUAGGCAAGCAGUUACGUGGUGUUAGGAAGGUGCAUUUAGUAUCAGAUCACUGCUGAGCCAUUACUCUAAGGGUUGUGGUUCACUGCUGCGCAAGCAGUAACGUGUUGUUAGGGGGCUAUAGUUUGUGUUAUUUUCAUCUAUGUUAAAAGGUUUUUGCAUAUUGCCUUAUGUUUAAAUAUUAUACCCUCAGAUUGUUAUUACAGCCCCUGUAUCUUCUUGUAAGUUUGCUAGUUGCAAAUUCUCUCUGUAAGUGUUUAUUACUCCGUAUUUUUUUAACAACGGAAGCAUUUAUAUCGUGAAGUUGCAAUUUCCAUGUGAAAAGGAGCUUUGUACGCAAAGGCACAUGCUCUUUUACAAACUUCCUGAAAUGAAGUGGAUAAUAAAUAUUGGGGUAUAUCAUCGCCUUUUUUUUUUUUUUUUUUUUUUUUUUUUUUUACCAGUAUCGAGUAAUAUACUAGUAGCGAGUUGGAGUUUGCAAUGUUAUUCUACAAGGUUAUAUCCUGACGUGCACAAAUGCAAAGUGUAGUGUCUGAGUUGUAUCUGCUUUGUGCUAUUGUCUGGUGAGCCAUUUUCGAGUUCAUAUAUCAGGCUGAUAUGACCUAGUACCUAGAGCUGUCAAUUCGGGUAAACGGAUUGGUUUUGGGCCAGGUAAGAGUGGGUUGGGUCAACUUGGGUCGGAACAAUUCAGAUUAAUUUCAUAACCUAUGCGAGUCGGGUUAGGGUUGGGUCAUGCUUGAAUCGGGUCACGUCGAGUCAUGCUUUUUAUUAGGUUUGGGUUAAUAACAGGUCAGGUUACAUUCGGGUCGGGUGAACAACAGGUCGGGUUUAAUUCGGGUUUUCACGAGUUAAAACGGUUUAGGAUAAUUCUCGGGUUCAAGUCGGGUUCGGUUCAAGUCAAUAAUUUGCGGGUUAGAAUCA
This is a messenger RNA of Chenopodium quinoa (quinoa), 2864 nucleotides long. RefSeq names its product FRIGIDA-like protein 3. NCBI's taxonomy places the organism in Eukaryota, Viridiplantae, Streptophyta, Magnoliopsida, Caryophyllales, Amaranthaceae. The transcript is spliced from 4 exons. Bases 282 to 1889 code for a protein of 535 amino acids. The record is from RefSeq and is a predicted model, not a curated record.